Molecule: messenger RNA, 1738 nt
Organism: Aegilops tauschii subsp. strangulata
Lineage: Eukaryota; Viridiplantae; Streptophyta; Magnoliopsida; Poales; Poaceae
Product: probable arabinosyltransferase ARAD1
Molecular function (GO): glycosyltransferase activity
Source: RefSeq, a predicted model, not a curated record
GCAUCCCUCUCCCCCUCCCCACCAUGCCGCCGCCUCCCAUCUCAGGCGAGAUCCGGCGGGCGGCGAUGAAGCGCCCCGCCCUGCUCGCCGUCCCCGCCCUCCUCCUGCUCUCCCUCUCCUUCCUCCUCCUCAGGCCGUCCUCUUCCCCGCCCCUCCUCCCCUCCGCGCGCACCACCGACCACGACCCCGGCCACCGCCGCCGCCUCAGCGUCUACGUCGCCGACCUCCCGCGCGCGCUCAACCACGGCCUGCUCGACCUCUACUGGUCGCUCCCGGCCGCCGACGCCCGCAUCCCGGCCUCCUCCGACCCGGACCACCCGCCGCCGCGCGACCACCCGCCCUACCCCGCCAGCCCCCUCAUCCGGCAGUACAGCGCCGAGUACUGGCUCCUGCGCUCCCUCCUCGGCCCCGCCGCCCCCGCGUCCGCGGUGGUGAGGGUCGUCGCCGACUGGAGGGAGGCCGACGUCGUGUUCGUGCCCUUCUUCGCCACGCUCUCCGCGGAGAUGGAGCUCGGGUGGGGCGCCACCAAGGGCGCCUUCCGCAGGAAGGAGGGGAAUGGUGACUACCGCCGCCAGCGGGAGGUCGUCGACCGCGUUACCGCCCACCCGGCCUGGCGCCGGUCCGGCGGCCGCGACCACGUCUUCGUCCUCACAGACCCUAUGGCAAUGUGGCAUGUCCGGGCGGAGAUUGCUCCAGCAAUUCUACUGGUGGUUGAUUUUGGCGGCUGGUACAAACUCGAUUCAAAAUCUGCAGGCGGCAACUCUUCAAAAAUGAUACAGCACACUCAGGUGUCAUUGCUCAAAGAUGUCAUUGUGCCUUACACACAUUUGCUCCCUACCCUGCACCUGUCAGAAAAUAUGGAUCGCCCCACUCUUUUGUACUUCAAGGGAGCCAAACACAGGCAUCGGGGUGGUUUGGUGCGUGAAAAACUGUGGGACUUGAUGGUUAAUGAGCCUGAUGUUGUCAUGGAAGAAGGUUUUCCUAAUGCCACAGGACGUGAACAAUCAAUAAAAGGGAUGCGGACAUCAGAAUUUUGCUUGCACCCAGCUGGGGACACCCCAAGUUCAUGUCGUCUGUUUGAUGCCAUUGCAAGUCUUUGCAUACCAGUCAUUGUCAGCGAUGACAUUGAGCUUCCUUUCGAAGGGAUGAUAGACUACACAGAAUUCUCCAUUUUUGUGUCAGUCGGUAACGCAAUGAGACCCAAAUGGCUAACGAACUACCUAAGGAAUAUCUCCAAGCAGCAGAAGGAUGAAUUCAGAAGAAACCUGGCUGGAGUCCAGCAUAUCUUUGAGUACGAAAACACUCACCAAAGUAGCAAGGUCUCUGCCCCAGAAGAUGGUGCUGUGAACCACAUUUGGAAGAAGAUUCAUCAGAAGUUGCCGAUGAUUCAAGAAGCGGUCAUCCGUGAGAAGCGGAAGCCUGAAGGCGCAUCAAUCCCACUUCGGUGCCAUUGUACCUGACCAUCUCUCUUAGUCGCUGAUCCUCAACGAAAAGCUCAGCUGACUGCAAGUCAAUUAAUUUUUUUCCCCUGGUAGUUGCAAAUAUGAGCAUGUAACUGUAGGCAGAUACUUCUUCAUCCUUUUUGCACUAUUUAGGAAUGAUUUCCCAUAUUGCUCGAUGAGCUGUUGUACGGGGUUUGUUUGUUCACUGAAGAAAUUGUCCAUUUGAAACGAAUUGCGAAGGCUGGAUACGGAUUGAUGUAUAUUGGUACAAAUUGUUGAAAACAAAUGUUUACCUA